Mycena citricolor is the source of this 3761-nucleotide messenger RNA. NCBI's taxonomy places the organism in Eukaryota, Fungi, Basidiomycota, Agaricomycetes, Agaricales, Mycenaceae. The record is from the annotation of a GenBank genome assembly.
UCUCAUACACACACUCGCAACUUCUAUUCCGUGAAUAACGUCUUCUCUCUGGAUAGGCCGCGUGACUCCAUUGAACAUGGAUAUUCUCACUCUGGCAUCCUUUGCUCUCACCCCUUCCAUUGAACAUUACGCCUAGAGUGGUACUACAGUAUACACGCAAUCCACACAAGCUCUCCUUCUCUACAGCAUGACCAAUCAGGUUGGGAGCAUGACGAAGGCUGCUGUUCUCCGGUCGCCCUUGGCACUCUCAUCGAAACUGGUUUUAGAGCAGCCGCUUGAACCCAGUUGUGCGCGAUUGCCAUGGUCGCUUUCAAUCUCCCAGUUGCGCUCAUAGCGCUGGCUUCGACUGGAGUCUCAGCAGCAGCGUCUCCUGCUUGGUCGUUUGUGCAGAAGGGCACAACGGGGAUCGUCGCGCUCGAAGCUAUCGUGGUCUCUCCGACGCUCGUCGUGUUCUUUGACCGGGCCGUCAAUGAUCCACUCAAGACAGCCGAUGGCAAAACAGCUUGGGGUGAACUCUGGGAUCUGGAGACCAGCACGGGGACGCCGCUCAAGCUGAUCUCGGACACGUUCUGUGCGUCUGGCGCGUUGCUCAGUAACGGCACGAUGGUUUCCGUGGGCGGGACCACGCCUGAGCCAACAAACCUGAAUCACACUGGGGCGGUGGAUGGCCGGAUGGCUCUCCGGCUCUUUGGACCUUGUUUGGACCCCCCUGCUGGACCGGGUUGCACCGUGUUCGAAGAUCUGGAGCACCUUCAUAUGGCGGAAACGCGCUGGUAUCCUUCCUCGAUCAGAAUCUUUGACGGCUCCCUGAUGAUUGUUGGUGGAAUACAUGAGCAGACGACCUUCUACAAUACGGAUCCCGUGAACAACUUCGAGUUCUUUCCAGCCAAGGAUGGCGGAGUACCUCGCCCUUCUGCUUUCCUCGAGCGCAGUCUGCCUGUAAACUUAUUCCCUCGGGCUUUUGCUUUGCCUGAUGGAAAAGUCUUCAUGGUCGCCAACAACCAGUCGAUCAUCUACGAUAUCGAGGCUAACACGGAAACGAUCCUGCCUGAUCUGCCCAAUGGUGUUCGGGUCACAAACCCGAUGGACGGUACCGCUCAGCUCCUUCCGCUGGCGCCACCACACUACAUUCCGGAAGUGCUCGUUUGCGGUGGAUCUGACAAGAGCGACCAGAUCCCUACCUCGCAACUGUCGUCGGAGGAUCGGGCGACGACCCAAUGCAGUCGCAUCACUCUGACGUCAGCUGGGAUUGCGAAGGGAUGGGAGGUUGAGCACAUGCCCCAGGCUCGUGUUCUGGCCGAGAUGAUACUGCUUCCCAACGGCGAACUCAUGAUCAUCAACGGUGCCGGCUCUGGUUAUGCGGGAUUCAAUGGACUCGGCCACACUACCGGCAAUUCGAAUGCCAACCAUCCCGUACUUACCCCGAUUCUGUACAAGCCGUCUGCAAACGUGGGCGCGCGUAUGACCCAGGUCGGGUUCCCGGCAUCGAACAUCCCUCGACUGUACCACUCGACCGUGACUCUUACUCCGCAGGGUAACAUCCUUCUCGCCGGAUCGAAUCCGAAUGCCAACGUCACUCUUUUUCCUCCGGGGCAGCCAGGGUUUUCCUCCGAGUUCCGGGUCGAAACACUGAAUCCUCCCUUCAUGGGCAUGAAUCGACCGAUACUUUCACAGGUCCCCGCUAAAAUUGGAUUCAAUCAGCGGUUUACGAUGGGCCUUGACCUCCCCGCUGAUGUACGGGCCACCUCCUCUAUCAAAGUGGCUUUGAUGGAUCUCGGCUUCUCUUCCCAUGGAUUCCAUUCGAGCGCCCGGCUCGUGUUCAUGGAUGCCACUCUAUCCAAAGACAAGCGCACACUGACUGUUCUCAGUCCUCCCAACAAUCGCGUGUACCCCCCAGGUCCAGCAUAUAUCUUUGUAACUGUUGGCGAGAUGACCAGUGCGGGCGCGCAUGUCAUGAUUGGUUCUGGAGGCGAUCCUCCGAGGAUGGGUGCUACGCUCAAAGUCACGUUCGCGACGCUCGCCGUCAUCGUAUCCGCCCUUGCGGCCCCGUCUCCUGCCUGGAACUUUGUUGGAAAGGGUGUCUCUGGGAUCAUCGCGCUCGAAGCGAUCGUGGUGUCCCCGAAGCUCGUCGUGUUCUUCGACCGCGCGACGAACGACCCCCUCAAGACCGCAGAUGGCAAGACGGCAUGGGGCGAGCUUUGGAACUUGGAGACCAACACCGGAACACCGCUCAAGCUCGUUUCGGACACUUUCUGCGCCUCUGGUGCGCUUCUCAGCAACGGCACGAUGGUCUCCGUCGGCGGGCACAUCCCCGCAGCUGCCGACCUGAAUCAGACUGGGGCAGUGGACGGUCGGAUGGGUCUCAGGCUGUUUGGACCGUGUCUUGACCCUCCUUCCGGAGCUGGCUGCAGCGUGUUCGAGGACUUGCAGCACGUUCAUCUAGCUGAAACUCGAUGGUACCCCUCGUCCUUGCGAAUUUUCGAUGGAUCUUUGAUGAUCGUCGGUGGCAUCCACGAAGAAACGCCUUUCUACAACACCGAUCCGGUGAACAGUUUCGAAUUUUUCCCGUCUAAAGACGGCGGUGUCCCACGGCCUUCUGCAUUCCUCGAGCGCAGUCUGCCUGCGAACUUGUUUCCUCGUGUUUUUGCUCUACCUGACGGCAAAGUCUUCAUGAUUGCGAGCAACCAAUCCAUCAUCUACGACAUCGAGGCAAAGACAGAGACCAUCUUGCCCGACCUGCCCAAUGGUGUUCGAAUCAACAAUCCCAUGGACGGGACCGCUCAGCUUCUGCCGUUGUCCCCGCCGGAUUACGUUCCAGAGGUGCUUGCGUGCGGUGGCUCAGACAAGAGCGAUCAAACCCCCGUGGAGGAACUGUCGUCGCAAGAUCCCGCUUCUUCGCAGUGCAGCCGUAUCACUCUGACACCGGCUGGUAUCGCCAAGGGCUGGGAAGUCGAGCAUAUGCCGCAAGGCCGUAUGAUGCCAGAGAUGAUCAUCAUGCCCAACGGGCAGAUCACCAUAAUCAACGGGGGAGAGACGGGUUAUGCUGCCAUUAAAUCGAUUGGCAUAACGACUGGAAACUCGAAUGCCGACCAUCCAGUGCUGACCCCGAUUUUGUAUACACCUUCUGCGCCAUUGGGCCGGCGUAUGUCCCAAGCGGGGCUUCCGACGACCAACAUCGCUCGCAUGUAUCAUUCUUCGGUCACGCUAACGCCUCAAGGCAAUAUCCUUCUCGCUGGUUCGAACCCCAAUGGAAAUGUCACAGUUCUCCCUCCAGGACAGCCGGGUUUCCCUUCGGAGUUCCGAGUGCAGACACUCGAUCCCCCGUUCAUGACGAUGGCCCGACCAACCCUGGCCAACGUUCCCACUCACAUCGGGUUCAAUCAGCAUUUCACGAUCCAAAUCAGCGUGCCUGCUGGCGUUUCCACCACAUCCGUCAAAGUGGCUCUGAUGGAUCUCGGCUACUCGUCACAUGCGUUCCACUCGAGUGCCCGGCUCGUUUUCAUGGACGCCACGUUGUCCAAGGAUAAACGUUCUCUGACUGUGCUCAGCCCACCGAACAAUCGGGUCUAUCCGCCUGGUCCAGCGUUCAUCUUUGUCACGAUCGGAGAGACGACGAGUGCCGGAGCUCACGUCAUGGUAGGAUCCGGGGCAAAUCCUCCAGUCAAGGACCAAGGAGUUCCACUGCCGAUUUGAGUUACUCGAUAAUAGCCCAAUCACUUGAAAUAGUACAAUCGAAUUGAAUGGUCUUCAUCUCAUGACCG